AACAGACUCUAACACGCAACUCAUAAUGCUUAAGCUUCAAACUAUUUGACUUUGAAACUCAAGAAGAGGUUGGUUCUCUCUCUCUCUCUCUAGAAUCUCAGGUUCGUCUCUAACUUGUGAUUUCCAAGUCCAGACGAAGUCAAUUUUCUUGCAUUGCUGAGUCAAGCAGAUGGGGACAACAUUUGGAAAGCCAUUUUCCGGUUUAUUCCAAGAAACCGAACCGAGAAUAGUGUUUUUCGGCCUCAACUAUUCGGGAACAUCAUCCAUACUGCACCAACUCAAAACCGGAGACACCCUUUCUGAAACCAGGGUCCUUCUUACAUCAUAUUGUUUUGCUAUAUGAAUUACAAAAAAAAGAGGAUCAAUACUUUUAGGAUAUGAUAUUGGAAGUUUUGAAAAAAAAACAUAUAAAUACAUAUCAUUAUGACUUUGUUAUUAAACAAAGAAUUACAUUAAUGCAGAAUAUUUCGUUAUGGAAAAAUUACUUUCAACAAGCAUCAGGGUUUGUUUUCGUUGUUGAUAGCAUCUACAGAGAGCGAAUCGAAGAUGCCAAGAGUUUCAUUUACAUGGUGAUGGAUGAGGUAACACAAACAUCUUUAGCUAGUUGUAUAUAAUUAAUGCCAAUGCUUGAUUUUAGAUACAGGGGAACGCACCAGACAACGCGGCUGUUCUUGUUUAUAGCAACAUCCAUUUGGUUCCUGGUGCCAUGUCUGCUUCUGAGAUCAGUAACAAACUUGAUCUCGCUUCUUGUGAACCAAGAAUAAGAUUUUUUUUAUGAAAUUAGAUAACCUAGAAUCUUACACGAACCUGAUCAGAAAAGGAUUAGAGAUUUUAAAACGUGAUUAUUUCCUUUUUCCGGAUUAGAUGUGUAUUUUUUAAAGGCGGUUUAGAUCAUUAAAAUAGGAAAAAAAUAGGAUCAGUAAAACCCUUAUAUAAGAAGGGUUAAUGUAUUCUAUUUUGUUUCAUUCACAUAUAACACAUUCAUCAACGCUUUCUCAUUCAGCAAGUUUAAGUUUCUCUUCAAUCAUUCUUCGUGAUUUUUCUUGUUCGUUUUAUAAUGGCGACAAGAACGAGAAUCCUCAGCUUAGUGUUUGCGAUGAUGAUGAGCUUCACGGUUCUCUCGGGUUACUGCUCAGCCAAGAUCUACAAAGUUGGAGACUCCGAGGGAUGGACUGCUAAAGACGAUGUCUACUAUGCUUGGGCCGAGAGAGACUAUAAGGAGUUCCACGUGGGAGAUUCACUUGUCUUCGAAUACGAUCACAACAUCAACGACGUGACUCAAGUCUCUGGCGGUUUGGAAUACGAGUUUUGCGACCUUUCUUCUCCUAGAGCCGUCUACAACACAGGACACGAUAUCGUGACUCUCACGGAACCAGGUUUUCACUACUUCAUCACCUCAAACCAAGAACAAUGCGUAUUGGGACAGAAGCUCGAAAUUCUCGUCGUCCAAGACCCCCCAAGUCCGGUUCCUCCACCUCCAACACCCAGCAAGAUCCUUCCCGUCGGAGAGACGUACAAGGUCGGAGACUCAGAAGGAUGGAAAGUUUAUGAUAGUGACUUCUACAACAAGUGGAGUGAGGAGAAACAAUUUCAUGUUGGAGAUAGUCUGAUCUUCGAGUAUGCCAAUGAAGUCAACGACGUUUAUGAGAUCAGCGGUGAUCUAGAGUUCAUGACCUGCGACCCAACGUCUCCUGUGGCCGUGCACAAGACAGGACGCGAUCUUGUUAGGCUUACAGAACUGGGAGUUCAUUAUUUCAUAACCUCAAACUCGGGUUCUUGUGAGGCUGGGCUUAAGCUUCGGUUGAUGGUGGGACCACAACAGAAAGCUGUUACCUAUCCUAAAUUUCCCAAGAAGGUGGACUUCUCAGCUAUGGAGCGCCUCAACAACUGGUUAAAGGCUUUUAAACCCCAACAUUAACCAGCUUGGAGCUAUUGUUGUCUCUUUCUCUUGUUUCGUUUUAGCUUCUUUACUUCUCUUUUACCAUCGUUGUAUAGUUUAUUUGAUUCAAGCAGUAUUCAAUAAAAUUCCAUGUUUGAUUAAA
Brassica napus (rape) is the source of this 2042-nucleotide messenger RNA. RefSeq names its product blue copper protein-like. NCBI's taxonomy places the organism in Eukaryota, Viridiplantae, Streptophyta, Magnoliopsida, Brassicales, Brassicaceae. The coding region runs from base 1058 to 1918 and encodes 286 amino acids. Gene Ontology annotation, molecular function: electron transfer activity. The transcript has a single exon. Gene Ontology annotation, cellular component: plasma membrane. The record is from RefSeq and is a predicted model, not a curated record.